UCCUCUCCCCAAAGAGGGGCGGCGAGCGUUCCCCGCGGGCGGUCCGUAGCCCACGGGGCGCCCCCUGCCCCGCCCCGCCCCCACUGUGCACCCCUUCACCGUUGGGCCUUUCCUCCCCGCCGCCCCGGUUUCCUAGUGGCUGUUGACGUCUGUCUCGCGCGCCUGACUCCACGGCGUGUUCACGUCUUUCCGUGUUACGCUUUCCUUAUGGUGAAAGGGACAUUCCAUGACGUUUUUCAACGAACUCCACCAAACGAGAUGAAUUGAGGGUGUGCGCGCGGGUGUUUCUACAGAACUUAGGAUGGCUUUCUGAGUUGUCUGCCUUUUACAGGGCGCGGUGGCUCCGGCCGCGAUGAGCUUGGUUGUGAGGAACCUGCAGCGGGCGGUGCCCCUGAGGCGGGCGCGGCUCCGCGAGAAGGUGCAGGCGGUGCGGGGAGCCCUGGGGGUGCAGAGGUUCGACCUGGGGGUCGUCUGUGUCGACAACAGAAAGAUUCAGCAGAUUAAUAGAAUCUACAGAGACAAAGAUACCCCAACAGAUGUGCUUUCCUUUCCAUUUCACGAGAAUCUGAAAGCAGGCGAAAUUCCCCAGCCUGAUUUUCCAGAUGACUAUAAUUUAGGAGAUAUUUUCCUGGGAGUGGAGUAUAUCUUCCAGCACUGCAGAGAAAAUGAAGAUUACUAUGACAUCCUGACUAUGUACCAGAAGGAGAAGCAGGUUCUCGAGGAGCUGAGCAGGCACACAGGGACCAGGCUUCAGCCCCUGAGCAGGGGCCUCUUCUGACCGAAGUGCCGCCAUGUGGAGAGAGAGUGGAUACCCCCCCGGGCCCCAGGGACCAGAGCUCCCCACGCCGAGGUCCCUGCUGGCCACUGCUGUCCUGUGGGGCUGCACAAGUGCCAGCCGUAGCAGGCGCUGAAUUCCACAAGUGGAACUUGCCUCUUAAAACACGAGAGGAGGGCUUCCCUGGUGGCGCAGUGGUUGAGAGUCCGCCUGCCGAUGCAGGGGACGCGGGUUCGUGCCCCGUCCGGGAAGAUCCCACAUGCCGUGGAGCGGCUGGGCCCGUGAGCCAUGGCCGCUGAGCCUGCGCGUCCGGAGCCUGUGCUCCGCAGCGGGAGAGGCCACAGCAGUGAGAGGCCCGCGUACUGCAAAAAAAAAAAAAACCGAGAGAAAUUUCCACUCAUUUCUUGGUUCAGGACACAGUAGGUGUGUUAUUUGCAGCGUUGUAAAUAAAAUAGUUGCAAGUGCUCAGGAUGCAGAGGUGGGGCGUGUCGGCCGCCUCCUCCCUGGGGCUCUGCCUUUGACAAAGCGGCAUCUCCCACGUCUGCAUCCCUUCAGGACAAAUCAAGCAGCCCAGGUGGGCCUGCCCCCACUUCCCGUUGGAAUCCUGCUGGAUUCGGUCCCAUCCAGUUCUCAGGAGCGCUGGGGCCUGGAGCCUUUGCUUGGUGCCUCUGCAAGGUGAGGGACAAGGCUGACCCUCGAGGUGGCCGCAGGGCCAGGCCUGCCCCCCGCAGGGCACCCUCAGCACGCCUCCUGCCAUCACCCACCCCUACCCAUCGGUCCCGGUCAGGCAGUUGCUCACAGACUGUGCUCGAGUCCUUUGCCGUGGCCCCGGCGUGGCAGAGCUCCGACUGCCACGUCCCACCCUCCUGUAGGAAAGCCUCCCUCCUGUCCGUAUGUCCUGCCGUGUGAAUAUGAAAAUAAACCCAGGAGUUUACCCCAGAGCUUCAUCCAGAGCUGUGCACAAGCUUCGGGCAUCACGGGCGGGAGCAGCUCUGGAAGGGGCGGGCGCCGAGCCAGCCCGGGGCCUCCGAGCACCGACCACAGCGCCACAGACCCUGCAAGGAGCUCUGAACUGGUCACGGCGAGAAAACACGGCCUCUCGGAGACCCUGAAACCCCAAGUACUAUGAUCCUAAGAAUUUGGUGUCUCCCAUAAAUCGAUUUCAGAAACAUGAAAA
Mesoplodon densirostris (Blainville's beaked whale) is the source of this 1952-nucleotide messenger RNA. RefSeq names its product endoribonuclease YbeY-like. The record is from RefSeq and is a predicted model, not a curated record. Gene Ontology annotation, molecular function: metalloendopeptidase activity. Gene Ontology annotation, biological process: rRNA processing. The transcript has 3 exons. Lineage: Eukaryota; Metazoa; Chordata; Mammalia; Artiodactyla; Ziphiidae. The coding region runs from base 353 to 778 and encodes 141 amino acids.